This is a messenger RNA of Xiphophorus hellerii (green swordtail), 1473 nucleotides long. RefSeq names its product ubiquitin carboxyl-terminal hydrolase 37-like. Bases 41 to 1087 code for a protein of 348 amino acids. Gene Ontology annotation, molecular function: cysteine-type deubiquitinase activity. The transcript has 12 exons. Gene Ontology annotation, cellular component: cytosol; nucleus. The record is from RefSeq and is a predicted model, not a curated record. Lineage: Eukaryota; Metazoa; Chordata; Actinopteri; Cyprinodontiformes; Poeciliidae. Gene Ontology annotation, biological process: G1/S transition of mitotic cell cycle; protein deubiquitination.
UGAUGAUGAUUCUCAGGAUCAAAAGAGAAGCCCACUUCAAAUGGAAACUAAGACACAGCAGUAUAAGAGCUAUAAAGAAGAGAACACUUCCUCGAAGCACAACCAGAACGUUCCCACAAAAGUCACUACAAUCCAGGUCCAGUCCACUUGUAUGAAACAUCAGAAUGCAAUAUUACUUGGAUUCCCAAACGUUAAUAUGAUCUGCUACAUGAACGCCAGCCUGCAGACUUUGCUUACACUCAAGGAGUUCGUGGAGGACAUCAAAUCCCAGGAGGACGUGUUGGCACUGUGUCCCGAGGCUCAGCUCAUGAGAUGCUUCCUAGACAUUGUGAAAUGUCACUGCUCACCUGAUUCCAGGUUGAAACUGGAGGUGGUUAUAAGGUUUAAGAAGGUCCUCUCUUUCCAGGCCCCAGAGUUUGGAUAUGAAGGCAUGAAAGACGCCCAUGAGUUCCUGACGGCUGUGUUGAAUCAGAUGAAGAACCUGCAGCCCCUUCUGACAAAGACUGCGGCCACUAUAGGGAAAAGAUACAGGUGCCCAGUUGAGACACAUCUACAGUUCAAAAUGCGGAACACAAGGAUGUGCAAAAGUUGUGGUAUUAAGUCCAUAAGAGAGGAGGAUUUCAUCAUGCUCUCUCUGGACCUGAUCGCUGGAGGGUCAGUGCAGAACAUGCUCAACAUGCACGAGAAGGAAAGACAACUAGAGUUUAAGUGUGAGUGUGGAGGAAACACAUCAGGUCUGCAGUCUAGAUUUCUGACCCUUCCCAAAUAUUUGAUUUUGCAACUAAAGAGGUUCACUUUCACAGAGAACCUGGUGAUGGUCAAACUGGAGGACCCCAUCGUUUUGUGCAGGGAAAUGACAGUAGCUGGCCACCAGUACAGCCUGGUCAGCGUCAUCAGCCACGUAGGUUCUUCGGCGAAGACAGGGCAUUACGUGAGCGAUGGGCUACACCCGGACCAGUCCAGGGAGGACGGGAACGAUCGAUGGCUCCACUUUAAUGACAUUUAUGUGAUGGAGACAAAUGGAACAGUCAUUUCGGAGAUGUGUACAGGGGAGUCUUAUAUCCUUGUCUACCGGAGGAGGGAGUAGCCCUCUCUGGUAUGAGGACGCAGCCCUCAGGAGGAGGGGCACACCCCAGAGAGCCUGGUUCCUCCCAAGGUUUCUUCCUAAAGGGGAGUUCUUCCUUGCCUCUGCUUGCCAAGUCACAAAUGUACUUUGUUACCAGAUUGGACUCCAAGUGACAAAACACAAUCUAAGUGGCUUGCUCUCUGGGAGUUAUGACAUUAAAAACUGUACAAACCCAGUUCAAUAGAAGGAAGAAUGAUUUUUCUUUCUCUGGAUGUAAUUUGGUCCACAAGCAAAUCAGAGAUGGAUUUGUAGAUUAAAUAAAUUGAAAAGAACUGCCACAUCUAGAACAAGAACAAGAGAGCAGGACUACUGGUCUCACAUGUAGUGUGACUGAGUCAGUCAAAAAU